Molecule: messenger RNA, 696 nt
Organism: Rangifer tarandus platyrhynchus (Svalbard reindeer)
Lineage: Eukaryota; Metazoa; Chordata; Mammalia; Artiodactyla; Cervidae
Source: the annotation of a GenBank genome assembly
AUGACCUCAUCCUCCCCACUGCGCGGCCUCCCAGCCAGACCCCGGGCCGCAGGAGCAUCAUUGCUGCGGAUUUUGUUCUGGGAUUCGGAUGUUCAUUCUUUUCUCAGGAUCCCCCAGGUUGCUCAGACAGAGCGGCUGCCAGUCAGCCCCAAGAGUCCUGGAAUUUGGACUCAAACCAAGUUUGCCUGGGGCCAGUGCUCUGUGGAGAACCUUCAUCUGCCUUCCGGCAGGUGCCUUAGAAAGGGGCUUUGUCCCCAGCCUGGUCCUCCAGAGCCUGGGAUCUGCACGCGGCCCGAGCUGGGCCAGCACAGGUCCUCCCGGCACCAGGAACCCGAGGCUGGAGCCUCUAUUCAAAUGCAAACACCAGGAGGCGCCUAUGCCAAGCGCACGGUGGGAGGAUGGACGGGCUGCAACUUUGCUGGGAGCCAGAGAGAACUAGGGCCCUCCUGCCCCGACGCCGCCUGCAGGAGGCCCCCAAGAGAAGCCGAGGUGGGGAAUCUGGCCUGGCGCCUGCGGGCCAAGCCCGGGAGCCGCAGAGCUUGUCCCAUCGCGGCGCCCCUCGACGUGGGCACGGAGCUGCAAGUUCAGAAGCGGGGUCUGAAGCGCGGGGCUGCGGCCGGCGGGAGAGGAGGGGGCGCGGAGACACCCUGGCCUGCCCGCUCCUGGGCCGAGCCACUCUUGCCGCCCGCGUCCUAG